Papaver somniferum (opium poppy) is the source of this 1101-nucleotide messenger RNA. RefSeq lists its product as uncharacterized. The record is from RefSeq and is a predicted model, not a curated record. The coding region runs from base 1 to 1101 and encodes 366 amino acids. Gene Ontology annotation, cellular component: spliceosomal complex. Lineage: Eukaryota; Viridiplantae; Streptophyta; Magnoliopsida; Ranunculales; Papaveraceae. The transcript has 2 exons.
AUGCAUGUUCCAGCCUCCGACGAUUGCAAUCCACCCCCUUCCCUCCCCGGGCCUAGUCUUACAACUAUAAUAUCAGAAACUCUAGGGAUUAUGAUUCCACCGAUGCGCGAAAGACAUGUUCCAGAAACACCUGAUCAACUUCAGGCAUCUUUCAAUGAAAUAUUCGAUGCUUACACUAAAGCUCGUAAAGAUCAUGAAUCUGAACCUCCUGAUACAUUUACUGAUUCUCUUCAUGAUUUUGAAGUUAAACUUAUUAAUAUAGUUUUAGACUUCAGAUUUUUCAAAGCUGUUAAUCCUGAUAUUUAUCCCGAUGUAGUAAAGCUUCCGGCUAUUAGAUCGAUGCUUGAUUUAUUAAAUGGUGGAUAUCAUUGUGGGAACCUUUUAGCUGGUUUUAUUCUUUGUACAUUCGAAACUCUAACUGAUCCGGGCAUUUUCGUACCUGGUCAAGAAGAAGAAGCUACCUCAUUUGUUAAAUCUCUAGUUGAGCUUGGAGCCCUGAACGUAUUUGUUUCUACUCUUGAUAAGUUUCCUGUAGAUGCUGUUCAUUUCCCAUCAGUUCAAACUAUUGCGCAGAUGAUUUUUCUUAAACCAGAAUUAGCAGAAGUCGCUGGACUGAAUUCCCAACUGAUGGAUUGGGUGUUUAAAGCACUCAGAUCUCCCAUAUGGAAUGAUCUAACAAUGCAUGUUCUGGGGUUAUUAAAUACUCUUUUGAUGUCUAGUGUUAAAAAUAGACUUAAUUUUGGGGAAAAGGAUGCUUUAGCUGUUGUAGUAAAUGCUCUUUCAUCUCUUGAAGAAAGUUUUAACCUGCACGAAGAAUACCUGCUGCAGACUUUGUUUAGUUGUUUACUUUUUCUAUUAGAAUUUCCCGCCAAUAUAGUGAAGUUUGUCGAGGCUGGAGGUGUUCAGUCAAUGAUCGGAAUUAUUCAGCAAGAGGACUUCGGUUAUUGUUAUGGGUCUGCAAUUGUGGCACUUGAUAUUGCAGUGAAAGCUUGUCAAUCUGCUUCUCAGCAAUUUGUGAAUGAUAAAUUGGCAUUUGACACUGCAUUCCCUCCUUCCAUGGAAAUGGUGGCAUUGCCGAGACGGAAACAGAUAGCUUGGUAA